Molecule: messenger RNA, 1089 nt
Organism: Ostertagia ostertagi
Lineage: Eukaryota; Metazoa; Nematoda; Chromadorea; Rhabditida; Trichostrongylidae
Source: the annotation of a GenBank genome assembly
AUGUGCCACAAAGACCCCUUCUCAUGUGAAUAUCUUUUGAGACAAAUCGAAGUGAAUAACAUCGCAUCCAGUAUGGGAGCUCAUGCAGAAAGGGUAACAAAGUUGCACAGAAGGACCAUGGCCGAACUCGGCUAUGACAGAGAAACAAUAGAAAAAGCCAUCCCUAAGAAUGAGCCGAUCAAGACGAUUGCCGAAGCUUUAUUCAAAGCAUGGGAACUGUUCUCAUCACCUGAAGCUAUCAUACUCGUAGUCGUAGAAGAUGUGAACCAAAAUCAAAUUGACCAGAGGCAUGUCGAGUACAUGCUAGAGGAUAUGGGCGUGCCUGUAGAUCAAAUCGUCCGUAGGACUUUGACCGAAUGCGAUGAAUGCCUAACUUUGUCUCCUGAACGUCAUUUACUUCUGUGCGGUUCACGAGUAGCGGUGGUUUACUUCCGAGCAGGAUAUUCACCUGACAGCUAUCCAACUGAGAAAGAAUGGUCUGCUCGCCUUCUGAUGGAAAGGUCAGAUGCGAUAAAAGCACCAUGGAUUGGUCUUCAGGUGGCGAACACGAAGAAAACACAGCAGGUGCUUGCGGAAGAUGGCGUUGUUGAGAGAUUUAUUGGACACCCGCGUGAGGCAGCAGCGAUACGAGCAACAUUUGCUGGGCUGUGGGCCAUAAACAAUUCCAGUCCAAUCACGGAGAAGUUGGUGAAGAGUGCAAUAGCUCGUCCUGCUCAGUUUGUGUUGAAGCCCCAGACUGAAGGAGGAGGUGGGAAUUUCUAUGGCGAGAAAAUGGUAGAAAAACUUAAAUCCAUGACUGAAGAAGAACGAGGAGCUCAUAUACUUAUGGAGCGGAUACAACCACUUGUUCUUGAGAAUUAUCUUGUUCGAGCAAUGCAACCAGUGCAACUAUCAAAUGUUGUAAGUGAACUUGGAGUGUAUGGUUAUGCACUCGGAGACCGAGGUAUAGCGGAGGUUCGACAAGGUGGUCAUUUGCUGCGCACAAAGGGCGAAAAAGUUGAUGAAGUGAGUGAUUCCGACAUGGAGGCGUCGCUGUGGGAGCAGCUGUCAUUGAUAGCCCAUUCCUAUACGAGCUUCUUUGAAGAGUAG